AUGGAAGCCGAUACCACCCCAGGGCCAUCCUCUCAGACGACUCCGUCUGGUGCUGUCACCGCUGUGGUAAGAGGACCCGAUGCCGCCGCACGCGAGGCUAUCCUGCGCGCGGACUCCCUCGCAAUCAUUGUCGACCCCUACCACGUGAAGUGUCGCCGCUGCGCUACAAGCAUCAAGCUCAGCGACAAGUACCCGUAUAUGCUGCGUAUGUGGGAGAGGCACAAGCAGACGAGGGGAUGUCUUGCGGGGACGGGGAGGACGGCGCCGAUGCCGAGGAAGUCAGGUCCUGGGCGAGGGGAUGGCGCUAGCGGCGCUGGUGGCGGUGAUGAUGCGGACGGCGGCGCUGCAGGCACGAGUGGAAUGAAUGGACAGUCAAGCGGUGGGAUGGACCUCAGCAAUCUUGGCGCGAAUGGGCAGACUGGUGGCGGGGCUUUGGAUGCUGGUGUCUAUCAGCACAGGGUGGGUGGAUAG
This is a messenger RNA of Schizophyllum commune H4-8, 471 nucleotides long. RefSeq lists its product as uncharacterized. The record is from RefSeq and is a predicted model, not a curated record. The transcript has a single exon. Bases 1 to 471 code for a protein of 156 amino acids. Lineage: Eukaryota; Fungi; Basidiomycota; Agaricomycetes; Agaricales; Schizophyllaceae.